CUUUAAUGACUAUUGUAAAAUAAGGGCACUUAAGAAGCUUGAGAUUAGUAUUUUCCUAAUACUUGACAUUAUCAUUCUGUCCAUGUCGUCUCCAUUGUUUGGCUGUGAAUUGCUUGCCAGAUUCUCAGUCUGAUGGCUUGUGAUGCAACUGAAGGAAGAAUACUGAUGGGGGAAUUUCUGCCUUUACACUGUAAAAAUCUGCAAUAAAGUGGGGAUGUCAAGAGCUGCCACUCCACCACCACCUGGAGACAUGUCCAGUGGUCCUAUAGCUGAAAGCUGGUGUUAUACGCAGGUAAACUACAUAUCUUGCGUUAAAGUUGUAAAAUUUUCUUAUAUGUGGACCAUUAAUAACUUCAGUUUCUGCCGAGAAGAAAUGGGUGAAGUUUUAAAGAGUUCUACUUUUUCAUCAGGGCCAAAUGACAAAAUGAAAUGGUGCCUGAGAGUAAACCCUAAGGGGUUAGAUGAUGAAAGCAAGGAUUACCUUUCAUUGUAUUUACUACUAGUUAGUUGUCCAAAAAGUGAAGUGAGAGCUAAAUUUAAAUUUUCUCUCUUGAAUGCAAAAAGAGAAGAAACAAAAGCAAUGGAAAGCCAAAGAGCAUAUCGAUUUGUUCAAGGCAAAGACUGGGGUUUUAAAAAAUUCAUUCGAAGAGACUUUUUACUUGAUGAAGCUAAUGGUCUUUUACCAGAUGAUAAGCUUACAUUAUUUUGUGAGGUGAGUGUGGUCCAAGAUUCAGUGAACAUAUCAGGACAGUCCAGUACAAAUACAUUAAAAGUACCUGAAUGUCGACUAGCUGAAGAUUUAGGAAAUCUCUGGGAAACAACAAGAUUUACAGAUUGCAGUUUUUAUGUAGGAGGACAAGAAUUCAAAGCUCAUAAAUCUAUUCUUGCAGCUCGUUCUCCUGUUUUUAAUGCAAUGUUUGAACAUGAAAUGGAGGAAAGCAAAAAGAAUCGUGUAGAAAUAAAUGAUGUAGACCCUGAAGUUUUUAAAGAGAUGAUGAGAUUCAUUUAUACGGGGAAAGCUCCUAACCUUGAUAAAAUGGCUGACAGUUUGUUGGCUGCAGCAGACAAAUAUGCACUGGAGCGGCUGAAGAUCAUGUGUGAAGAAGCUCUGUGUAGUAACCUCUCAGUAGAAAAUGUUGCAGAGAUCCUGAUUCUCGCAGAUUUGCACAGUGCAGAACAGUUGAAAGCACAAGCAAUAGACUUUAUUAACAGGUGCAGUGUUCUUCGGCAACUUGGUUGUAAAGAUGGGAAAAACUGGAACAGCAACCAAGCAACAGACAUAAUGGAAACAGCAGGCUGGAAGUCGAUGAUUCACUCCCAUCCCCACUUAGUAGCUGAGGCCUUCCGUGCGCUAGCAUCUGCACAGUGUCCACAGUUUGGCAUUCCACGCAAACGACUAAAACAGUCAUGAAAUCUUCCAUGAACUAUAGAAAAUUAAUGACUCCUCAUCCAUGUCCAGAGGGGCUUUUUAAACAAAACAUCUGUCAGAAUUUGCUACCCCUGUCCACUGAACAGAACCUGAAAGCUUUUGAGAAUGGAUAAUAUAUGGUUUAAUAAUCAGCUUUAAAUUAGACUGAUAACUCUCCAGUUCACUGAAAGGCCUUAACGUCAACUGCUCUAGUUCAUUUGUGAUUUCCUUGUUUUGUUUUGUAAAUUGUGCCUUGUCUUUUUGACUCGGCUGUGUAGGAUUGCACUAGCUCCAUAACGCAGUAAUGCUGAUAAAUGAAGACUGCUCUUGAAAGGGAUUUUUCUCCUUUUCCUUCCUUCCUUCCUUCCUUCCUUCCUUCCUUCCUUUCUUUUUCAUCAUUCCCCCCAUCCCAAAACAAAGAUUAUCAUUUGGUCUUGUGGUAACUGGAAGGUUUCAACAAGCCUCUCAUUAAAGCACUUGAACAGAAGGCCAGCAAGCACUCCAGUCCAAGUAUUGUGUUUCGAGUGCCUCUGACUACCUUCAAAGGGUGCUGCCAGGCAUGCUGUGGCAAUAUACUACUCUGAAUAUAAUUUAUUUUUCAUUGGUUCAGGUGAGUGAGGGAUAUAUGCAAUGUCUUGGCCCAGAAAUGUAUUUUUGGGAGAAUUUGCAAAUGCUUACUGUGUGAGUGUGUCCAUCAAGUAUUAAAAGGAACACACAGUAACCCUUUUUGGCCUGUAUUAUUUUAUGAUACAUUGGUGUUUUAUGUUGGACUGAACCAGAGUGAAAGCUAGUAUGGGGAGAGGAUAAGUGAAAUGUGCUGAGAAUAAAUAGUUGUUUCUCAAGUGUAAUACGUGGAAGGUCAAGGAUGCAUAAGAAUGACCAAAUGUAAAUUUCAGAAAUGGGCCAAAUUAUGGAUUCUUAGUAUGCACUUUUAACGUGUAACUUUUGUAUGUUGUGUGGUACAUAUAUAUUUUGGUUUUGAUAAAUAUGGUACAGUAAUUGUGGCCUAACUUUUGAAAUACAUUAAGAUGCCCACAGCCACAUGGGAUUUAGUUUUGUUACUGCAAACAAGGAAAGCAUGACUUUAGAGAUGUUGAUUCAAAGUGAAUAUCUCAAGUGUUCAUGUUAGAAUCCAUUCUAUUUUCACACAUAGGACAGGCUUACCUAUGUUCCUUUAGUGUGUGUACGCACAAGCCUGUUCACACUAGUGGAAGUUGCACAGACACACACUUAGGAGGAAGAAUAGAAGUCUGAAAUGUCAGUAUUUGUAAGCACUGACUUGCUGUUUUUAGCAUUUGUUAUUGUACUAGCAUUGUGGAUGGUAUUGAAAUUCUGCAUAAUGUGAAAAGGAUAUAACAACCUGUAAACUGCUUGUAAUGGGCCAGUUUCAUAUUAUACAAACCUUAGCUUUAAUGCCACCACUUCCAGUAUAUUUACUAGCAUUGUUUACAAUUGGGAGGAUUUGUCUGCAGCAGUGCACAUGUAAAUGUCUCUUGACCUAUUACAUUGAAUUUUACUUUUAAAAUGGUGAUGUGCUAUAUCUGUUGUGUGGGAUGAGUUGCAUUUAUCUGUCAGAAAAGGGAAUUCCUCUGAAUUUUACAAUGAACAAUUUUGUUUGCCCCAUCUGUUUCAUAUACUUAGUCCAUAAAUUUCUUUAUCUUAUCAAAAGGUGUCACUUUUCUGUUUUCAGUACGGAAGUACUGAUAGCCUGAAAGCUCUGGAGCAUGUUUAUUCUGCACUGUUGUUUUGUGUAAACCAUUCUUAAAGAGUAAUUGGGGAUAAGAGGAGUGCUCCCAAUCCAGAAUAUCCAUAUUUUGGCUGAACUUGUUCUUCCAAGUGAAAUCAAUGUAAAUUGUAAAGUGCCAUCUUAAGGCACUGUUAGAAAGGCCAUUUUAGGUCCACUCCUUGUGGUUUCAGUGUGCUUAAUCAUUGUUCAGUGAACCGAAGGGGUACAGAGAUGUUUUAUCCAGGGAGGCAUCCUAGGCUUUAACGUUUAUUGGAAGUUUCCCUUUAUCUAAAUUACAUUCUUAUACUGUUCUUAGCGGAGAUGAAAUGUAAGAAUGUGUGCCACUUUGUGUCAGAGAAACUUGUGCUGCAGUGUAACAAAUAAUCAUUAUGAGAAACCUUGCAUCUUGAAACUUGCAGCUAUAACAUGCAAAGUGACUUGAAUAUUUAAUACUGUAAUUGUCAAUUUCAGCUUGUUUUUAGAUACAGAAAACAAAUGGAACAUCUUAAGCAUUUUAUUUAGUUUUAAAGAACCUUAAUAACACACAUUAUACCAAAAACAUGGCCAAAACAUUGCUGUAAGAAUAUCUACUUCUUUAUAAAAAUCCAGCAAAAUUAGCAAAUGCAUACCAUACAUGACAUUAAUAGCCAAUUAUGACAGUUUAUUUACUAUAUUAUCCAUUGGCUAUUUAAAAAGGACAUAAACAGAAUAAAAUAAAUGCUUUGUGCAUUGGGUGCACUAUAAUUCCUUUUCUUUUCUGCAGUGAGCCACUUGCAUUGUCUUACUCUUCCAGAAAGAGCAGGCAACAACAACUUUCUCUUAGUAAUGGCAGACUGUGUGUAUUUUCCCUGUUUUCAUAAAAAUAGAUGGUGAAUUUCAAAGUAAUUCAGAAGAAAAAGUUUAUUUAUAAAUAUUUUCUAGCUGAAAGCUAGACAUUUUGUGAGGGCAGGCGACAGCUCACUUAACAGGAUUUUUCAGCACAAUUAUCAAAGUGCCAUGUUUGGCUUGCCAAUUCUGCCCCUUAAACACCCAUCAGCCAUCACUAUCAAACUUUUCCCCUGAAGGGAGUGCCCUGCAUGUGUUGUGUAAUGAUGUGUGGUUUUUAACAAAGAUUUAUUUUCCGAAAAAUAGGACUCAGUUUGCUGUUAAAAGUGGCAGAGGUUCCACUUAAAUGACUUAUGUGACAGUGUUUUUUCAGUGAAGGAAACUUCAGUCACCCACCCCGAUUUUGACAGUCCAUUUACUGCAUGCUGAAGUAUGAAAGCAUAGUGCCUUUUUGAAAUGCAAGCUAAAAAGAUGGCUAAUUCUGAAAAUUCCCUGGACUGAUUCAUAAGGAAGUUGUGAAUAUGGAUGACAAUAAGUAUAUGUUCAUCAACCUGACCACCUUCAAAAGCUAAAACUUCAAAAUAUUUUUGAAUUUCUUUCCAGAAUGAUUGAAGGCAUUCCUGUGGACUCAAGAUGAGACAGAUUAAAGGAUUUAGAUUAUUAAGGGAUAAGGAUUAUUUUAGUAGGAUUUCCCCCGUUUCAAUUCUUUAAAUGUGGAAUGGCAAUGUGCUCUCGACUACAUCAGAUAGAAAAAUACAAAGCAUAGUUUGAACAUUGCCCUCCUUUAUAGUAGGAUGACCUUUCAAGCUUAAAAUUUGCUUGUGAAGUUCCCUUAGAAAAUAUUAGGAUUAUCAGUUGGAGAUAUUCGGUAUUAGGUUAGGUGACUACCUAAAGCCAUUAUCCCCCCCCCCCCCCAGUUUAAAUUUUUAUUGGCUGGGUUGAUUGAAUUUUCUUAAGACCUCCUAUGAACUACCAGUUGUUCUGUUGUACAACACAACUGCAUUGAUUUACUUGCUUUCUGCUUGCAGCAAAUGGACUUUCCUUGAAAUGGAUUCUCAUUAUUUGUGUCAGUGUUUGCUGUGGUUUGCGUUGAUCAUAUUCUUUAAUUAAAAUCUGGAUUUUGAUAUGUGAGAAUGAAGGUUUAUUUUAUUUUAUUUUAUUUUUUGAGUCCUGUUUUAGAAUCAAAACAUUGGAAAACUUAAACCUGGUCUUAGUUGAAAGUUACUUGCAUUACCUAUCAUGAUAGAACACUUGCAUCAAAAACCAUCCAGCCUUUUAUAUCCGCCUGAUGUUAACAGUGAAAUACUUUUUGUACCUUGUUGCUGAAAAUAUUUUUGCAUUUCAGGACAUCAAGUUACAAUAAAGUUGUUACUUAUACAGAAA
Messenger RNA from Sceloporus undulatus (fence lizard), 5342 nucleotides. RefSeq names its product speckle type BTB/POZ protein like (gene SPOPL). The record is from RefSeq and is a predicted model, not a curated record. The transcript is spliced from 11 exons. The coding region runs from base 215 to 1411 and encodes 398 amino acids. Gene Ontology annotation, biological process: proteasome-mediated ubiquitin-dependent protein catabolic process; regulation of proteolysis. Gene Ontology annotation, cellular component: nucleus; cytoplasm. Gene Ontology annotation, molecular function: ubiquitin protein ligase binding. Lineage: Eukaryota; Metazoa; Chordata; Lepidosauria; Squamata; Phrynosomatidae.